Messenger RNA from Rhododendron vialii, 1737 nucleotides. RefSeq lists its product as uncharacterized. The transcript has 3 exons. NCBI's taxonomy places the organism in Eukaryota, Viridiplantae, Streptophyta, Magnoliopsida, Ericales, Ericaceae. The record is from RefSeq and is a predicted model, not a curated record. The coding region runs from base 117 to 1544 and encodes 475 amino acids.
CUGGCAAUAGCUUCCCCAAUCGAGUGUGGAUAUAGGAGUAAAGUAGAGCAGCAAGUCAUCUUUCCAAUUUCAACGCUCCGAAAUCCCAAAAAUCCGACCAAAAAGAUUCAACAACAAUGUCAUGGCUUGUCCGAUCGAUCACUAACUCUCUUCGACUCGACGACGACGAUGACAAUGGUGAAUCCAAUAACCCCAAUUAUCUCACCAAAGACAGCAAUCAACCUCAUCCCCAAUCCGAUCCACCAUCACCUGAACAACGCGGCGUCAAAGAAGACCUCUCCGACCUCACCCAGACCCUGACCCGCCAGUUCUGGGGCGUCGCCUCCUUCCUCGCCCCUCCGCCUCAGGCGCCUGAACCGAGUGGCGACGACUCGGAUCGGGAGUCGACCGACGCGGCGGGGAUCGAGGGAAUACGGAGCGAUAUCGCCGAGAUUGGGGGGAAGUUCAAGAGCGGAAUCUCGAAGCUCUCGAGUAACAUAGGGGUGUUGGAGUUCUCGAAAAUCGCGUCGAAUUUUCUGCAGUUGGGGUCGGAGGAGCAGGAGGGAGGUUAUAAUGGAUCUGCCGUUGGGGUUACUGAGGAAGUGGUGGCGUUCGCGAGGGACGUCGCGAUGCAUCCCGAGACUUGGAUGGAUUUUCCUUUGCCCGAAGAGGACGACGACGACGAGGAUUUUGACAUGUCUGAUGCCCAACAAGAGCAUGCUUUGGCAGUUGAAAGUCUUGCACCAAGAUUAGCUGCUCUCAGGAUUGAACUUUGCCCUGGCUAUAUGAGCGAGAGCAGCUUUUGGAAGAUUUAUUUUGUUCUCCUGCAACCUAGACUCAAUAAACAUGAUGCUGACCUUUUGAUAACACCCCAGAUAGUGGAAGCCAGAGCCUCGUUGACGCAGGAGUUACAGAACAAAACCAAGGCAAAGCCAGAACAAGACUGGUCGGGAAUGGACACUUCUUAUUCAAAUGACAUUGCCAACCCACGGCAUGAAAAGGGUAUUUUAGUUCCUUCCAAUGCUCAAGCUGAAUAUGUGCAGCUUGAACCGACCACUUCCACAGUGGAUGCUGAUUUUGAGACAGAGAAGCACGCAGUCCGGACUCAGAGCACUGAGAUUCUGAUUAUUGACAAGUCUGUUGUUGAGGAAGGGCCAACAAACUUGGCCAAGGACAAAAAGUUGCACUUUGAUUCGUCUUCUAGAGGGUUUGAAGAGAAAUACGAAGACGAUGGUGAUGAUUGGUUAAAGGAAGAAAGCUCAGAGAUAGUUGGUGCUAGUGGGACCGGUGUGCCUGUUGAGAAUGAAGAGGAUGUAUCGUUCAGUGAUCUCGAGGAAGAUGAUGGAGAUGUUCCCACUAGUUACAAGAAAGUAACAUAUGGCUCCGAUUCUUCAACUAAAGAAUCAAGGGAUUGGGUUCAGUUGGGCAGAAGCUCUACCGACUCGAACAAGGAUGUCAACACUGUUGGUGUUGAUCGUGCUGGGUUUGACCAGGCAAGUGCGCAUGACCCUGAGACGAAGGAAUCUAAUGACUGGCUUGAUGUUGAUGAGAUUGAUGUGGAGUAGUGUCACUCUCGGAGCUGUCUAGAAUGAUGCCUUAAAGUAAUUGUUCACCCUUCCAUGUUGUGAAUAGGCUGCUCGAUGUUUUUACGAUUCAAUGAUUGUAUAUAAACCUGGGGAUACACUGGAUGUUUGCUUAUGGAAACUUUAUUACAUGUUUACUGGUGAUAUCAGAAUAAUGAGAACAAUUCAUGUUCUA